Vigna radiata var. radiata (mung bean) is the source of this 2318-nucleotide messenger RNA. RefSeq lists its product as uncharacterized. The transcript has 2 exons. Lineage: Eukaryota; Viridiplantae; Streptophyta; Magnoliopsida; Fabales; Fabaceae. The record is from RefSeq and is a predicted model, not a curated record. Gene Ontology annotation, biological process: positive regulation of growth. Bases 413 to 2035 code for a protein of 540 amino acids.
AAGCCAAAAAUGGUCAAAAGAAGCAUCAUCCCACAGACACAUUGAACAAGCAAUUACCGAACGUAAUAAGCCACUGAAUGGUAACAGUAGCGUCACGUUUCCCAAAACCGUAAACCAACGUGGACACCCUUGUUCUUUUCUUACCUCGGUUUGACCGGUUUUCCACUCUCUCUUUCUCCCUCUCUGUCUUUUCCUUGCGCUUUGUCCUUUGCCCAUUUACUUAUCCUUUUCUGCUACCUCUACCAUCCAUUAAUUAUGCUUUUAGCUGCGUUAUGUUCCACUGUUAUCCUUGGCGAGCUUCAGUUUUUUCUCAUCGAACUCAAUGCUGCUUCGGACCUCUUGAGGUCUAAACAGGACAGGGGUAUUUGUUGAUCGUUGAGGGUGCUAAUUAGGAUAACGUGGCCAUUGAACUAUGGUGGGUGAAGCAGUGAAUGGGAGAUGGUUUAGUGGUCUGUUGCCAGUUUCACGCAAGAGUGCAUCAGAUAGUAAGGAAGUGAUUGGGAUUUUGGCGUUUGAAGUUGCUGGUUUGAUGUCUAAGGUGGUUAGCUUAUGGCAUUCUUUGAGUAGCAGGGAGAUAAUGAUUACGAAGGAAUGGAUAGUGAAAUCGGUUGGGGUCAAAAUGCUAGUGUCUGAUGAUGAAGAUUUCUUGAUGGAACUGGCAUUGAGUGAGAUACUCAAUAACUUUGAGUCUCUAGCUUGGUCUGUGGUCAGGUUGAGUAAAAGGUGCAAGGAUCCAGUGUAUCAUGGUUAUGAAUAUUUUCUUCACAACCCUCUUCAACAUUAUGUUCAAUGGUCUGGGUGGGAAUAUGCAUGGAAAAAGAUGGAGAGGAAGGUGAAGAAAAUGGAUAGAUUUGUUGCUGCUAUGUCACUACUGUCACAAGAGCUUGAGGUACUAACUGAGAGAGAACAGACUUUCAGAAGAAUGAAAACGAAUCGCCAGCUUCAUGGGGUGAAACUGCUUGAGUUUCACAAGAGGGUCAUGUGGCAGCGACAGCAAGUGAAAACUCUGAGAGACAUGUCACCGUGGAACAGAAGUCAUGACUAUGUGGUCCGGUUAUUGGCAAGAUCUUUGUUCACAAUUCUUGAGAGGAUCAUCCUUGUCUUUGGAAAUAGGCCUAUACCUAUUGAAAACCAGGAAAAUGAAUCCUUUUCUCCCUCUUUGAAUCAUCUUACUCGCAGCCAUUCCUUCUCUUCUCUUAUGCAUUCUUCUAAGGCUGAUUCACGUCGAUUCAGUUCACAACGUUUUGAGAGCAAGCAAGGAUUUGUAGAGGAGAAAACCAAGAACAAGAGAAAGAAGAAAAGGCAACAAGUGCUUCAUUCAGAAAGCAAGCAGUUCAAAAAUUUUGGGCCAUUCAUAGGUUGCACGUCAGUUGGAAAUAAUUCUCCUGUGGCACAGACUUGUAUGCCAAGCAAUGUGAAGAACAUUCAGAACAUAGUGGAUAAAAAAUCUCUGACAUGCAGAAGAAGAAUUUAUUUUAAGCUAUAUAUGAAGGAUCGGUUAAAGCCUGGAGAAUCUACCCUUGGCUGUUCAGCUUUAGCUCUACAUUAUGCAAAUGUGAUUGUGCUAAUAGAGAAGAUGGUAUCAGCACCUCACCUCAUUGAUCAUGAAACAAGAGAUGAUUUGUAUAACAUGUUACCAACCACUAUAAGAACAGCUCUGAGGAGUAAGCUUAAGUGGUAUGCAAAGAGCACGCGUCACUCUGUCGAUGAAACUAGUCUUGCAAUGGAAUGGAGUUUGGUGCUUUCACACAUAUUGGAAUGGUUGGUCCCUCUGGCACACAACAUGAUAAAGUGGCAUUCUGAGAGGAAUUUUGAGAGGGAGCAAUCUGCUUGUAAAGCAAAUAUUUUGCUUGUUCAAACUCUUUACUUUGCAAACCAAGCAAAAGCUGAAGCUGCAAUGGUUGAACUCCUUGUUGGUCUUCACUAUGUGUGCAGGAUUAAUACAAAGGCUCGCAUGAGAGAGGCACAGGAAUCUGCAGGGUCUGGAGUUUUUAGUAGUGUUCGUUUAAGAAAGAAUGAGUUGUACAAUAAAUGAUUUUAGGCGAUACAUGUUACCAAUUGUGUAUAGUUAUCAUUUUCUAAUGUAGCCUUUUCCCAAAAGUAUCAUAACACUUUUAAUGUAUCAAUACACUGAGAAUCACAUCAAGCUGAUUCUGAGUUGCAUUUUGGUUAUUCGGUUUUGCAGAUUCCUAAAACUCAUUUAUUACCUACCAUUGUUUGAUCAAAAACCAAUAUUGUCAAGUGUGAAAAUGUUUUGCAAAAACUUAAUUGCACUUGAAUCGCACCAAACAAAAUAAAACCACUGUGCCUCACCUUAG